Magallana angulata is the source of this 2065-nucleotide messenger RNA. RefSeq names its product kin of IRRE-like protein 2. Bases 487 to 1389 code for a protein of 300 amino acids. NCBI's taxonomy places the organism in Eukaryota, Metazoa, Mollusca, Bivalvia, Ostreida, Ostreidae. The transcript has 9 exons. Gene Ontology annotation, biological process: synapse organization. Gene Ontology annotation, cellular component: neuron projection membrane. The record is from RefSeq and is a predicted model, not a curated record.
UUCAAUCAAACUUUUCAUUCAGACGUCGGUGAAUACUUUGGCACAGGGGCAUUAUAAGUCCUUAUAUAUAUGAUUCAAUACGACCGCUCGUGAAUAUGGAUAAAAAGCGAUAUUUUCUGGACACCUUUUGCUAAAUCCAAAGAAGCGUGCCAAACCUGUUGUCUCUUAUACUCGGCACGACCGCCGACCACUCUCAGGUCAGAACAGGCAGCGGGCCCCCCACACAGGACGCGACCACAGGGCCGCACCCCCCGAUACAGUCUGAAGAAAACUUGCUGUCAGUUGCUUAUGGAAUCACUGCGGAAAUUUGAAUAAUUCUAUACGGACUGCGGAACCAUUUUUUCUUCUUCUAAUGGAAAGUGAUUUAAAUAAUUAACAGUUGGACUAUAAAAAAUAGCUGCAGAAAUUCCUUGGUUGUGAAAUGUGACGACUGUACUAUUGUUUUAAUGGCGCGCCUCUCCGAUCCUGGACGAGUUUUACAUAAAGAUGGCUAAGACAGAUUUUCUAGUUGUUGAAUUCAAGUGGAUUAUAUUAUUGUUCCUGUUUGUUGAAGUUUCAGGAAGAAAUCGAUACAAAAAGUAUAUCGAGCCCAGCUUUGUACAAGAGCCCAAUAACAUCACAGUAUACAAAGGCCAAACGGCAGUUCUGAAGUGUACCGUGGAGAAUCUCGGACCCAAAACGGUUGUUUGGAGAAGAAUGUCACCCAAUAUCUUUCUGACAAUCGGGGAGAAAAUGUACGCGGAGAUAGAAGAAAUGAGUGUAGAUGUUACCAGAUUACCAAAAUAUGACCGAGUUCAAACUGAUUUGAUAAUCAAACACGCCCAGCCCUCACAUUCUGGUUUAUAUGAAUGUCAAAUUAGCUCUACUAAGAUCUAUAAUUACAUCGUGCAGUUAAAUGUCCUAGAUACUCGACCUGUAUUCGAACCUGCCUUGACAAUAAAUGGCACAGUAUAUGUAAGCAAAUAUUCCAACAUUAACCUCACAUGUAACGCCACGGGGUCACUGAGAGCACCAGAGGACAUCGACUGGUUCCACAACGGUCUAAAGAUCCGGCAGAACGACCCUCAGUGGCGCCACCGGACCUACAUCUACAAGUACCAGCAGGAGGUGCCCGGGCGGUCGCUGGUCAGCAUCCUGACGGUGGAGCGGAGCGAGGAGCGGGACGCCGGCACCUACAUCUGUCGGAGCUCGGACAAAGACACCCAGAGCAUCACAGUGCACGUCCUCAAUGGUGUGACAGCCGACAAAGGAAUCCAGAAGAGAGAGCAUGGUUCAGAGUUAGGUCCUAAGUCUGACCACCAAGCAUCUAGGAACUCAAGUCCUUCGUCUCAUGUUCUGGACUUUGUCUUAUAUCUGGCGACGAUCGCGUUUGUUAUUGUCAAUAGGUGACAAAAAUGAAUUACUGAUAAUACAUAUCGGGAUUGUGCCUUAACAUCGCCCUAUGAUGAUAUUUGCAUUAUGGAGACACACCGUGUACGAGUGUGUACAAAGCUAGUCAAUUUUAGACACUUUGUUGGCAAUUUGGCCCCAGUGCGCAUACAGUGGACGCAUUCUCUCUAGCAGACCAACUGGUGUGAUUUGUGGCUGCUACAGAGAGGUCCUGAGGCGACCAACAGCAAACCUCGGUUUGGAAGCCGCUAUAGUUUUUCCACACCUCAGUUUAUGGAUAACGUUUUGUUUUCAGCGCUUUAUUUUGAUAAAGCUUCCAUGACAGGGAAAUACAGAGUAGUAUUACUAGUAUUUCCUAUGCAUUAUUGUUUUGCAGCUCAAUUCAUCAUGUUCAUUCAAGUUUCGAAGAACUGAUAUUUGCAAUGGGCAAUAAGCAUUGGGAAGGAAGACUGUUGUCUAUAGGUUUCACUUGCAUCUGGUCCUUUUGUAAAUCGCAUUUGUUAACAUUCCACGUCUUUCUCACUAUGUUUUAUUACAUUUGACGGAACAAAAACUACAUCGCUGUCUGUGAUUCAUAUUCAUCAUCCUGUCUUUACAUUUGUAUAUUUUCAUCAGUUCCAUAAUUAUUAUGGUUUUGUUUCAUCAAAAAUUAAAUGUUAUUUAUUUCCUAAUCAAA